This is a messenger RNA of Ruditapes philippinarum (Manila clam), 4161 nucleotides long. RefSeq names its product interferon-induced very large GTPase 1-like. Gene Ontology annotation, molecular function: RNA binding; GTP binding. The transcript has 5 exons. The record is from RefSeq and is a predicted model, not a curated record. NCBI's taxonomy places the organism in Eukaryota, Metazoa, Mollusca, Bivalvia, Venerida, Veneridae. Bases 1 to 4161 code for a protein of 1386 amino acids.
AUGGGUGUAGAUAUACAAACUUACAGGUUUAGAAUCGGGACCUUCAAAUCCGUACAAGGCCUUGAUGUAAAAACGCUUACAUGUUCCGCGAACUACAGCAGAGGUUUGAAAAUAGUAGGGUCUGUUGCCUUUAUAGGAAUUUUGCUACUCAUUGCUGGAGUGGAAUCAAACCCAGGACCUCUUACGACUGCGAAAUGCACAUGUUCUGCAAACCAAACAAAAAUCAAAGUGUCCGGGCUACCAACAAAUGUAGAUGAAGAGGAUCUCGAGAAUUUGUUUGAAAAUGAAAAGAAGCAAGGCGGUGGCAGUGUUAAAGAAAUCACAAUUUUUCCUGACAAAGCUACUGCGAUAGUUGAAUUUGAAGAAGAAGAAGCUGUUGAAAAGGUACUGAAGAAGAGGCCGAUUAAAAUAAAGAAGAAAACCGUUGAUAUAGAGCCGUACCAUACCACGUAUACUGUUGAGCUAAAAGGGCCACCUCUGACGUGGACGUCGAUAGAUGAACCAUCUAAAUGUUUGAAAAAAUCAUAUGGUGAAGUGUCAUGCAUUACAUUCUCAUCACAAGAAAGUGGUACCAUGUUUGUUACAUUCAAAGAUGGGAAAGUUGCAAAUAAGCUCGUUCUGAAAGGUGAACUCAUUGUAGAAGAGGUAACAUUCACUGCCGUAUUCCACUGCCCAGAAAACAAAAUUCACGAUAACGACGAAUUCACGGAUGUAGAUUGUAUAGGUUCAGAUGUAGACGAUAAGGAGAUGGACACCGGACAUGAUGAAGAUAGACUUUAUCCAUAUGAACAAUUCAUUAAAACCUUAGGACUCGUGGAUUACUACCCUAACAAGAUAAGUAUUUCCUGUGUAAUGACAAUCAAUAUGGAGUACGGAUCAAUGUUUGAUAAAGAUCAGACAAAAAUAAAAGUGACAGAACUUCCAUGGAUACUUUUAAGAAGUCUACUUGGGGUUUACUGUAAAGCAAGAGAUCGAGUAGCAUCAUUAAUUAAAGAAAGACCAGGAAGUCAAGAGCAAUUGACGAGCGAAUGGUUAUUUACCGAAAGUUAUGAUGAUACUGAGAUAAAUCCACUUGAUCUUUUCAUUACGGUUUACAAAUGUUGUGAUCCUAUGUUAAAGCAGCUUUUGUUUCAAAAAUGCUAUUCUUGUAAAAUCGCAGUCCCUUUUAUACAUGUGCUUCAUGACUUCUCAUCACAGAGUAGUAGAUCAGUUGUCUCAAUAUGGCCUUUAAGAUGUCUUUUUAUCCAGAACAGGUAUGUCAAUAAUGAAGGAAAAAGAAAUUUAAGCGUUGAAGAGGGGGUUUACGAGCACUCAACAAAUCUUAUAACAUUUGCGCGUAUCGGAAAAUCAGAUAAUUCUAAAUCAGAAAUGCUAAACUGGCUGUUAUCAGAUAAUAAUUGCAAGACAUUCUUUAAUAAAAAUUGCGUCCCACAAAUGAGCAGUCAUAAAUAUAGCGAAGGGCUCGUUGAAAUAUUUUGGCUUCCAGUAGGAGGUAACUCAAUGGAUAGGUUUAACAAUCCUGUCACUUUUUUAAAUUGUAGAGGCAGUUUACACAAUUUUCAGGAAGAAGUAUUAGAAUUUGUGUCUAAAUUAACUGACAUCUUCGUUGUGCUGUUAGAUAUCGAAUCUUUACAUGACACAUCUAAGUGGUGUACAGAUGAUUAUGUGUCAAAAUUUUCAUCGAUGAUAAUUAUCAUUGAUAAUCCUAUGAUAAGAAGUAACGAACCGAUUAUGAACACAUUCCGCUCAAAAAUACAAUCGCAAGGAAAGAAUUGUGAAUUAAUUUCUACUUACCAAGGUAAAAGAAAACUAAAUCCUAUUGAAAUGACAGGAAUAUUACAGCGGCAAUUGCAAAAUCUUCUCAUAAAACAUCACACAUUGUCAUUGAAUAAUCGCAUUACAUCUUGGUCUCAAAAUAUUGAUUUGGAUGAAGAUGUCGAUUCUUGCAAAGAUGGGAAAUCCCGUGCAAACAAUAUCAUGGAAGAAAUGAUAAAAGCAGAAAAAUCAUUGGAAUGGAAGACUGUUAUUACCCCAGUUCAAGCAACUAUAUCAAAUCGUAUAGCACCGUUGAUAAAACAGCAACAACGUUUACAGUAUCAAACUGAAAUUAAGGAUAUUGAUAGAAAACUACUUUUAUUGAGACAUAGCUGCUUGGAUAAUGUGACACCUACAGUAGAAAAAUUUGCAUGUUAUCUUUGCGAGACUCAUGCAUGUGAUCUUUCCCUCCAGUUUUUUCUUGGAUGGUUAAAUAUCAUGCUGGCAAAUCAAAAGAUGUCAGCAGUCCACGAAUUACAAACACAAUGCAAUUUAGACAUUGACAGAUUAACAUCUGCUAUUAAUGAUAAACAAAAUGUCGACCUCUUACUGAAAGCAACAGAAGAUAAAAUAGAAAAAUCUUCCUUUAGUAUUGAGCAUCUUCUCCGCGAAAUAAAUCAUAUUUACAAUGUGCGUUUGAUCUUAAAAAGAGAUACUUGCCUCCCCCCUAUAGACAAAAUGAAAACUACUUUAGCUGAAUUGAUAUAUAUUGGAUAUACAUUUGAACUUGUAGAUGGCGACAAUUUCUUUUUGCCUACUCGUUGGGUAGAAGAAAUUUUACGGUCCCUUUCACAUAAGAUUUAUCGUAAAAGAGUUCUGACACUUUCAGUUCUAGGACUCCAAAGCUCUGGAAAAUCAACAUUGCUGAAUACAAUGUUUGGAUCGCAUUUUGCUGCAUCAUCUGGGCGAUGUACGAAAGGCCUGACUUUGCAACUAAUUCCUAUGUUCCAAAGAAUUACAAAACGAUGUGAUUUUAGUUAUGUUUUAGUUGUCGAUACUGAAGGAUUGAGAGCUACAGAACUUUAUGAUUGUAAGUUGGCUCAUGACAAUGAAUUAGCAACCUUCAUUACUGGACUUGGUGAUGUUACUCUUCUAAAUGUUAUGGGGGAAAACAUUUGUGAAAUCAACGACAUUCUCAAUGUUACUGUCCAUGCUUUUAUACGAUUGAAAAAGGCAAAUAAGUCCUUGGAUAUUCGAAAAACAUGUUAUUUUGUACACCAAAAUGUAAGUGGAAUAUUAACUGCACGAAACGCUAGGCCAGGAUUACGAAUACUAGUGCAGAAACUCGAUGACGCCACUAAAGACGCUGCUCAGUUGGAAAAUGUUCCUAACAUCAGUAAGUUUAAUGAAAUUUUGGAAUUUGAUAUGGAUUCACAAGUAUUCCAUAUGCCAACACUUUGGCAGGGUAACAGCCCUAUGACUUUUGUAAACUGUGAAUAUAGUCAACAUGUUAACUAUGUGAAGAGCAAGGUGCUACGGGGGGCUUGUGAAAUGACAAAUAAGUCGUAUAAAUCGUUAAAUGAUUUAGUAAUCCAUAUGAAAGAUCUAUGGACAGGUGUUCUUAGCGAAGAUUUCGUCUUCUCAUUUCGAAACAAUUUAGAAAUCAAAGCUUACAUACAUUUAAACGAAUAUUUCAAACAGACACAUUCUGAAAUCGAAAGGCAAGUAUAUGAUAAAUGUUGUGUAUAUGCUCAAAAAACUUUUUCAAGGUCAAUUGAUAAAAAGCAGUUAGACUAUGAUUUUGACAAUGCUAAAACUUUUACUGACAAAACGAUAGACAAUGAAGAAGAGAAAUGGAAGCUAGAAUUGGAUGCUUUUUUGAGACAAAGUAAUUAUUCUGAACAACAAGUGCAAUGGAAAGGUUUGACAAUGACUCGGAUUGUCACUUCAUGUUUAGACCUUAAAAGCAAUAUUAGACUCGAAAUGUCUGCACUUUAUCAAGAUAGAGCUGUAGAAAUUUUGACAACAAUGGACAAAACACAUGAAGAUGAUCUUAUUAAAAGAUCAUGGAAUCUGGCAAAAGAAUUAAAAGGAAACUUUUCAGACGAUAUUAUAAACGAGAAAUUUGAAAAAAUCUGGACAGAUAUUGAUUCUCAAUCACUAAUGCGUAGCUCUGGUGAAUCUAAAUCAAUUGAUAUCAAAAAGAUCAUACACAAUUACUUAAACCAACUUUUUGACCAAGAUAAGCCUCUUUUAAAGAAAUUAUUAGAUUCUCGCGAUCAGAAUGCUGUAAUAAAUAAGUUACAGGGCUCUUUUGCACAUUUAUGCAUAGAUAAAUGCGAUUUCACCGCAAAAAAAACAUUUAUGGCGCUUCCACGUGUAUCGUAUCAAGAAAGACAAAAUUGA